UUUCUCAACAGUGACAUAAUAUUUAGGUCGGAAAUAUAUAUUUUCGACGCAUUAACCUUUUUUCAUUCUCUUUCUUUUAAUAGUAGUAACUAAAUUACCAUUAUACCCUCAAUUUCUUGAUAUAAUCAAAUUAAUAUUAUACCCCAAACUUCUUGAUAUAAUAUCAAAUCUACCCACAAACCGGUCACUCACACGUCCCUUCAUAGAAAAAGCGCCCCAAUACACAACUGCAUAAACCGCCUCUUCCCACUUCACAACAACAGCCGCAGCAACCAGCAAUGGGGAAAAGCGAUGAUUCAAUUCAAAGAAGGAAGAACAAGAAAAGUAGAAAGAAGCAAGAGGACAAGCUGUCUAAUCGUAUUGCCGGCAUUAUUGCUGCCAAGAAACGUCGCCUUUCUGGUAAACGUCGUUUGUGUGAGGGAAUGUGCUACAGUUUGCCUACACCGGAGGAUCCGUUCAAUGAUAGGCAUGGAAAAGUUGAUCUUGUGAAAAAGAAGAAAAAGAAUAAGAAGCUGAACCAAUCGGAAAAGGGCAAGAACCCUGUUAAGAACACUAGUUUAUUACAAAAUUCUGGCAAAUUGGAGGAAGAGCUCCACAUGCCUGCUGAUCACAUGCAUGCACCAUCUAAGUUCUUAAUUCUGUGCUUGAAGAACAUUCAAGAUGGCCUUCAACAGGAUGGAGCUUUCAAUGAUGGAGAGGACAAGUCUUUCUUCGUCCAUACAUGGGGAAUAGAAUUCUGGAAAUAUUUUACCCGUGGCAAAGAUAUAAUCGGUACAAAUCAAGCCCAUUCUACAACUGAACAAAUUGCUUGGGUUGCAGCAACCGCUGCUGAUGCAAUGUCAAGAAAGGAGAAAGAAGGUCUAUCAAUUAGCAACCCUUUCCUGUUAUUCCUUGUUCCCUCCCAAGAGAAGGCUGCCCAGGUGCGGAAAAUAUGCAAGCCUCUGAAAGCUCUUGGAAUACAUACAGUGAGUCUGCAUCCUGGUGCUUCUAUAGACCACCAGAUUCAAGGCCUGAAGAACUGUGAACCUGAGUUUCUUAUAUCCACUCCUGGAAGACUUCAAGAGCUCCUCUCAUGUGGUGCCAUUGAAACUUCUGAUGUUUCUUUCCUGGUCAUCGACGGACCUCUUACUGAGGCAGGUUAUGCUGAUGCGGUUGAAUCCAUUGCAAAAUCUAUUUCUGGAAAGCCACAAAUUCUGGCUUUCAGUGACUGCUCAAAUACUUCCUCCAAUUUUCUUUCAAAGAAGAGUUUUGGAGAAUCAAUCUGUAGAAUACCGCUUGAUGAUCCAACAAAUGGUCAUAGCAUGGCUUUAGAUAUUUGUGCUUCGAAGUUGUCAAAGACAAACGGAGCUUGCUGUCCUUGCAGUUGAUUUGCCGCAGCUCCAUUCUUUGUUCGUCAGUGUAGUUCAAACUCAUCACCAUUUCAGAUCCUCUGUGUCAUUCAUCUUUAUAGAAGGAAGCUCUUUAGUUGUAAGCUUCUUUACACAUUCAUCCGCAUAAUUCUUUGUUAUAGAUGUACUCGAGUUAUCUUAUGCGGAUGGUUCUUCAAAAAGAAUGCAAUCGUUUUCAAUAUUGUAAACGUUGUUUUAGCCAUGCCCAUGAGAGUGGAAAUCAAUUGUAACCAGGGUGUGUUUUUGGGGGAUAGCUUAACUGGAUAAUUGCAAGAAAUGCAUAUACCUUUACUAUUUGAUA
Messenger RNA from Capsicum annuum, 1689 nucleotides. RefSeq names its product DEAD-box ATP-dependent RNA helicase 5. Gene Ontology annotation, cellular component: cytoplasmic stress granule; P-body. NCBI's taxonomy places the organism in Eukaryota, Viridiplantae, Streptophyta, Magnoliopsida, Solanales, Solanaceae. The coding region runs from base 279 to 1367 and encodes 362 amino acids. Gene Ontology annotation, biological process: cytoplasmic stress granule assembly; P-body assembly. Gene Ontology annotation, molecular function: ATP binding; mRNA binding. The transcript is spliced from 6 exons. The record is from RefSeq and is a predicted model, not a curated record.